Anoplophora glabripennis (Asian longhorned beetle) is the source of this 2127-nucleotide messenger RNA. Its product is annotated as nucleolar complex protein 4 homolog A. The record is from RefSeq and is a predicted model, not a curated record. Lineage: Eukaryota; Metazoa; Arthropoda; Insecta; Coleoptera; Cerambycidae. Gene Ontology annotation, biological process: ribosome biogenesis. The transcript is spliced from 4 exons. Gene Ontology annotation, cellular component: Noc4p-Nop14p complex; nucleolus; small-subunit processome. The coding region runs from base 48 to 1544 and encodes 498 amino acids.
CUCACUUCUUGGAGGUCAUCCUUUAACUGCGUAUUUUUGCCAGUAAAAUGUCCCAACUGGAAAAGCCGAUGAAGAUAUCUAAGCAGCUAAGGAUGAAGGCGCAAGAAUUCUUGUCCUCCAAGAAGAAUUCGGAGUGUCUGGCUCAGAUCGUGAACCAUUUAGAGUGUGGGGCGGAUCAGCUAUCUUGUUUACUUGCGCUGGAAUUGAUAUUCACCACUUUGUUAAAAGAAAGGGAGAUGUUCAUUGAAGUAGUGCCUCUGAAGCCGGUGGAGAAGACGCCAGAAAACCAAUACAAAGAAUGGUUGAAAAGUGCUUAUGAAGAAUGUUACACUAAAAUUUUACAGAGCCUAGAGAAUACCUCACAUAAGAUUCAAGUGCAAGGAUUAUCUACUGCAAUGAAUAUUUUAUCGCAAGAAGGGAGAUUUCCAUUAGAAGUAAAGGGAUCCUUGGACAACUACGUUCCGUUACCAAAAUUGAAAUCUCUGUUGAUGAAGAUUCUUUCGAAUAAACAGAUCAACUCCCAGCUUAUCAAUAAAUAUACAGAGUACCUCCUAUUCGAUGACAUUUUGUUCUUUACCUGGAAAGUGUUGCCAUCUCUAACAGCAAAGUCCAACCCCAACGAUGUGUACAUUAUGAAUUACCUGUUGCUGUUGGAGAAGCUCCAAGUAUAUCAGAACAGUGAAACUAACAUUUUGUGCGGGACAGAGGAAGGUUCGUUUUUUACGUUCGAUGAAACCGUGACAAUCAAAUGCCUCAACAAGAUCUGGCACUGCGUCAUGCUGUGGGAGCACACCCCCCACACCCACAAACAGUUACUGAUAGUCAUGCUCGAGAAAGUGUUACCCCACUUAGAAAAACCCCUUCUCCUCACUGACUUUCUCAUGGACUCUCUGGACGUCGGAGGACCCGUCAGCCUCCUAGCCCUGCAAGGUUUAUUCAACUUGAUUCAAACGCACAACCUGAACUACCCCAACAUCUUCGUCAAGCUGUAUUCCAUGUUCGAGCCGGAAAUCUUUCACACCAAGUACAAGGCCAGGCUGUUCUUUUUGUCCGAUUUGUUUCUUAGUUCGACACAUCUGCCGGAGAAUUUGGUAGCCGCCUUCGCCAAGAGAUUAGCCAGAUUAGCGUUGAUAGCCCCCUCUGAGGACAUAAUAGUCAUCUGUAAAUUCAUCGGCAAUUUAAUAUUGAGGCACCCCGGACUAAAAUGCCUCCUAAACAACCCGAACUGCUCCGCCGCCAACACGGACCCCUACAUCAUGGAAGAACGCGACCCGCUCAGGUCCUACGCGAUGAGCAGCUCCUUGUGGGAACUGGAGACGCUGCAGCACCACGUCCUCCCUAACGUCGCCAACGCCGCCAAGUUCAUAAACGCCCCCCUGCCCAGGGUCGAGUGGGAUCUCGGCAAGAUGUUAGACAGCACCGGCGACGACAUAUUCGACAGGGAGGUGAAGAAGUUUAGUAAAUUGAUCGUCUUGCAGUUCGAGAAGCCCAACGGCGCGACGAUCGGAAAGGGCGACCGCGUGAUGCAGUAUUGGAACCUGUAAGUUUAAAAUGGUGCACCCCUGGGGUAUGUCGGACCUGUUUUGUUUUAACGUUUCGUAGAGUUACGCCUCCACGGCUAAUUUUUUACGUAGGUUUUGUACUUUUGUAUUUUCUUAUCCACCGCCGGUUGCCAAAUUUUCAAAAGGGUUCUUUUUUCGCAGGCGCUUUUUGAGACUAGUAAAGUGACGGAGGAAUAUUAUUCCGAUAUUGUGGCAGUUUUGUUUUUGUUUUUUUUUUCUUUUUCUUAUUUAUUGCAUAUUUUGCCAGCUGUGGGGAAAUUUAUAAAUUAAUGGAAUAAAUCCUUGUGCCAAAAGGAUUAGACGAGGGUUAUUUUUCUGAAAUUAGAUUUGCAUAACCGAAAAUCUUACCCAUUGACCGAUUGAUCAUUUUGGAGCAAGAGUUUGUUUAAUUAAUUUUUUUUAAUUUUUAAUACAUGGCAAAAUACCCAAUAAAUAAGGAAAAAAUCCAUAGUUGUAAUGUGCUAUCCCUUCUUUUUUUUUUAUCUCUUAAUAUGUUGAUAUUCCGUUGAUAUAAACUAAUCCAAACAAUUAAAGGAUCAAAAGAAUUUCCGAAAUUUUUCCGUGA